AAACGGCGAUAACAAUAUUGAUGGUGAUGGUGAUAAUGGUAAUGGAAAAGAAAAUAAGAUUUAUGUUUUUUCUAGAGCAUGUGCUAAAGCUGUAGAUCUUGAUAUCUUUCAAGAUUUUAACAUUUCUGCUAGCUUUUGGGCAAAAACAUCGCCAUUUGAAAAGGAAGUUGGAAUUCUAGAGUAUGAUAUUAAUGUAAUUGCUUGUGGAAUAGGAGAAAUGCUUAGUAAUAAUUGGCCAGCACUUAAAAGAUUAGGUAUUGGUUAUUUUCUUCAUUCUACCGAAGUUCAUGUUUCUCCAACGCCUGAUAUUAUGAGUAAUUUAUUUUGGUUAAAAGGCAUUUCACAACCAACUCAAUCAAAUCGAAAAGUUGAAUUUUCAACAGGUAGUGAAAAAGUCAUAAAUGGACAAGUUGGAACAUCGAGCUGUGGUAUAACAGGUGGUAUAAAAAAGGUUCAUAAUACCAAAUUCUCAUCAAAUGAAUGGAAAUUAUCUUAUAAAGGUCCUAAUAUUAAGGGGGAGAGUUGGUCAUAUGAAUUCGUUGAUAUAGAUGGCAGCAAUAGAGAAAGUUUUUCCCCCGGAACUCAUUCUGGUCAAUGGUUUAUCAUGAAAGAAAUGCAAGGAUUUUGUGUCACUAUUACACAAGUAUUAUGCUGUGAAAUCACCCAUGAUUGGCGCAGAUUCAUUCCAAAUACAAAAUUUCAGUUACUAAAACUUUGCCCAAAGAUGUGCCAUAGUCUUAAAAUUACCUUUAACGACCUUAAAGACUUUAAUGCAAAAUUAUCAAAACUCAACCAAACUUGUUAUCCUAAUACAGAAAACAUUAUGAUUACUCUUGGACGGAAUGAAAAAGAAAAUAUUAACAAAGCUGCAAACCAAAAAAUUGAGAAUUUAAAUGGUGAAAUCAUGCGCAUGUUAAGAUUUUGA
Molecule: messenger RNA, 925 nt
Organism: Funneliformis caledonium
Lineage: Eukaryota; Fungi; Glomeromycota; Glomeromycetes; Glomerales; Glomeraceae
Source: the annotation of a GenBank genome assembly